AUGUGUUCGAACCCUGCUCCUGAGCCAUAUCGAACUAUAGUUCAUGCAACUGAAUUCUUCACAAUACCUGUUUAUUUAGCAACUUGUUAUACAAUGAUUUUCAAAUGUCCUUUGUAUUUCAAAUCAUAUCGCGAUCAUUUGUUAUGUCAUAUGAUUGUCAAUAUUUUAAUUGAACUAAUAUUUUCAUCUUUAUACAUUCCAGUUCCUUAUUUACCAACAUUAAUGGUAAGAUCUGCAGGAUUUUCAAAAGACUUGAAUUUAUCAGGAUUAUUUGUUAUUGAACUAAUAAUCAUAUUUGUUUUGAUAAAUGGUGUUACUGUAAGUAGUAUGUUCAAAUUUCGAUUUGAAAGUGUUUUGAGUAUUAGCACCAAGAAGAAAACUAAAACAUAUUUGUAUUUUUUCUAUUUUUCAAAUCUGACAUUUGCCAUAAUUAUUGUUGUUUUCUUCGUAACAUUCAAUCAAUUAUAUAUUCUAAUGGAAAAACAAAAACUUCUAUUAUAUUCAACAAUCACAAAUAUUCCAAUUGAAGUUCUCUGCAAAUCAACAAUUCUAGCAUUACCACUAAAUAAUUUAUAUUGGUUAAUAUUUGUUUUAUCAAUGGUUAUUUGUAUGUCCGUUUGGUUCAAUUUCAUUUUAUAUAUCGGUGUCUCAAUAAUUCUAAUAUUUUCUGGUGCUCCAAAAGUUCUUUCCUCAAAAACUUUAAUCAUGCAAAAAUCAUUUGUCCGAAGUUUAUUUCUUCAAACUUUCACUCACAUGUUAUUUCUUGGUUUUCCAGUUGCUUGUGUAAUUGGAGAAUUGAUUUUGAAAACUGGUUGGAAUUGUGGGUUUGAUUUUCUGAUUAUAUUUAAUUAA
This is a messenger RNA of Caenorhabditis angaria, 852 nucleotides long. NCBI's taxonomy places the organism in Eukaryota, Metazoa, Nematoda, Chromadorea, Rhabditida, Rhabditidae. The record is from the annotation of a GenBank genome assembly.